CCCCCCCCCCCACCCCCCCCUCUCUCUCCUCAUCGCCGGAGGUCGACGCCAUCCGCCGCCUCCAGGGUUCGGAUCGGCGAGGUUUUCAACUGACUUAGGGUUUCUUGAUCUCGAUCGUUGAAUUUGGCGAGGUCAUUUCUAGGGUUUUUGGUGUGGUUUUAUGGCGAGUGAAUGGGAUUAGAGACCAAAUGUAGGGUUUUUUUUUUAAAUUUUUAAUACAAUCUUUGAAAAGGAUGGGGAUGUUAGGUUUUAGAGUUGGAUUUCUACAAUGCUGAGCUGGGUCGCAGCCAAUUUUAGGGUUUCUUGGUGUUUUCAGAAGCUAAAAAAUUCCUAGGGUUUUAAAGCUGGAGGUUUCUUGAAAAUUUCGGGGAAAGUGAGAGCUUGACUAGACCCUAACAAGUUAAAAAAAAGUGGGAGCGAUCAGAAGAUUUUCGUGAUCAGGUGCCAAGAUCUCACGAUAAAGGGGGGAAAAAAAGAAAAAGUUCCUGAGCAUUGUCAAUGUCGGGAGCUACAAGGACUCGGUCGAUGAGUGCAGAAGAAGAAUCAGAGGCCAGGCCAGUCCUCGGACCGGCAGGAAACAAGGCGAGAUCGCCGUCGAUCACUCGAAAACCAGCUUCAAAGCCAUUGAGAAAACUUGAAAGAGCUGAGACUGGGAAGAAAGAGGAGAAGAAGAAGGAAUCAUCCCCUGUUCACGAUUCACCCCCUCUCGUUUCGUCUCUAAGUGCUCCCUCUUCAUUGUUGAGGAGGCAGGAGCUCCUGCUGCGUUCAAACUUGUCUUUGAAUGCUUCUUGCUCUUCGGAUGCUUCGACUGAUUCGUUCUGUAGCCGGGCUUCUACUGGAAGGAUUGGGAGACCAAGCUUUACCAAUCGAAGGAGGCAGGGAGUUCCGAGGGCUGAGAAGAUAGCAUCGAAGCUGGAGAAGAUAGUUCCUGAUGGAGACGCGAAAGCUCCGCCUGAGUUUUUGCAGGGGAAGAGGAGGUGUGCUUGGGUCACACCCAAUACUGAUCCAGGUUAUGUUGCCUUCCAUGAUGAGGAAUGGGGUGUGCCUGUUCAUGAUGACAGGAAACUGUUUGAGUUGCUCGUACUAUCUGGCGCAUUAGCUGAACUUACAUGGCCGACAAUCCUCAGUAAAAGGCACAUAUUUAGGGAGGUUUUUGUGGAUUUUGACCUGGUGGCGGUCUCUAAAUUGAACGAGAAGAAGAUUAUAGCCCCUGGAAGCACCGCCAGUUCCCUAUUGUCAGAGCCCAAAUUACGUGCCAUUAUCGAGAAUGCUCGCCAAAUACUAAAGAUUAUAGAGGAGUUCGGAUCAUUUGAUAAAUACUGCUGGGGUUUUGUGAACCACAAACCAAUUACAAGCAGAUUCCGCUACCCUCGACAAGUACCGGUCAAAACUCCCAAAGCCGAAGUCAUCAGCAAGGAUUUAGUAAAGAGGGGUUUUCGCAGUGUGGGGCCCACCGUCAUAUAUACCUUUAUGCAGGUUGCGGGUCUGACCAACGACCACCUCAUCACCUGCUACCGCUUCGAUGAGUGUGCUACUGCAAUCACAGCCACAGCAACAGCAAGCAGUAAUGACGAAGUGUGUGCUACCAAGGAUAAUAAUAAUAAUAAUGAUUGCAAGGAGGUAAAGAAAAACGAUGAGGAUGUUGAUUUCGAGUUGUCAAUAUCUGUGGAUGGGCUGAGCUUCUCGUCAUCAUAGCGGAGAUGGGGUGAUUUUCAUGUAAUUUUGGUUUGAGGUAGUGGUGAUGGGUUCUGUAUAAAGAUUUAUGAAAAUUAUGCAACCUGGCUUGUAUAUUUUCCUUUACGUUGUUAACAAAGUUGAUCAUGUUUCAUUUGA
Messenger RNA from Asparagus officinalis (garden asparagus), 1833 nucleotides. RefSeq lists its product as uncharacterized. Gene Ontology annotation, molecular function: DNA-3-methyladenine glycosylase activity. The record is from RefSeq and is a predicted model, not a curated record. Gene Ontology annotation, biological process: base-excision repair. NCBI's taxonomy places the organism in Eukaryota, Viridiplantae, Streptophyta, Magnoliopsida, Asparagales, Asparagaceae. Bases 499 to 1695 code for a protein of 398 amino acids. The transcript has 5 exons.